This is a messenger RNA of Knipowitschia caucasica, 738 nucleotides long. NCBI's taxonomy places the organism in Eukaryota, Metazoa, Chordata, Actinopteri, Gobiiformes, Gobiidae. The record is from the annotation of a GenBank genome assembly.
AUGCACCACCGACCUCACAUCAUGAGAGACUGCACCACCGAUACUCACAUCAGUGAGGGAUCAGCACCACCUCCUCACAUCAUGAGGGACUGCACCACCUCCUCACAUUUGACGGACCCGCACCAACCUCCUCACAUCAGUGAGGGACUGCAACCACCUCCUCUCAUCAAUGAGGGACUGCAAGCCACCUCCUCACAUCAUGAGUGGACUGCACCACCUCCUCACAUCAUUGAGAGACUGCACUACCCUCCACACAUCGUGAGGGAACAGCCACCACCUUCUCACAUCAUGAGAGACUGCACCACCUCCUCACAUAGCAGUGAGGGACUGCACCAACCUCCUCACACAGUGAGGGACCGCACCACCAUCCUCCCCACAUCAGUGAGGGACUGCACCACCACCUCCUCACAUCAGACAGCCACCACCUCCUCUCAGACCUUGAGGGACAUCGCCACCACUCCCCAAUCAGUGCGGGACUGCACCACCUUCCUCAACAUCAGAGAGAGACUGCACUACCUCCUCACAUCAAGAGAACUGCUCCACAGUCCUCACAUUCAUUGGGAGCGUGUUGUGGUUUUUGCGCAUUACACCCUGCCCACUACCGCGCGGUGUGGGCAACGCAAACCUCCAGUCAAGCAGAGCGCGGAGCAGCCCAUCUGUUCAUCACAUAGCAACAAGACGGGAGAGGGAGACAGAGCGCUCCCAGCCUCCACCAUCCACAGCUCCAAUCGCGUGUGA